AUGGCAUCGAAAGCUUUGACGGAUUGCCCUGAGAACCUUCGAGAGGCAAUCGACUGGCUCAUCCAGGUAGAUCACUGUGGCGGGAUUCCAAGGCUCUCCGCCGCCCUUGGUAAGUUGUUUGACAAUGUUGUUCAGGACGCUCAGAAAUCUCUGUCGUCUCUCCCCGAAUCACAUCACACGUCCGCCGGAGAUGUUAUCUCCAGGCUUCAAACGUUUCAGGGCUCUGUUCAGAAAAACUCUGCGAAUAAUAAUCAAAACAUUUUACAUAAUCUCUGUUCCGCCUUUGAGAAAUUUCUAGGCUACCAGCCUCCUGGAACCUACGACGGUUCCGGGAUUGUGUAUGGCUCCGCUUCCCGUCUGUGCGAUGCCGUGUUGUCCUUCUUGCAUAAAGUGAUCAGUGAUGUCUAUGAAAAUCAGCCGUACGUUGCUGGUAGAGGUUUGUUAGAUAAUGUAGUUAGUGACCUUGAAAAGGCCAGGUGGACUGGGCACCAUGGCUUUAAGACUGUCGUCCCCGAAGUGGCCCGUGGCCUCGGGGAGUAUAACAAAAAUGUCAAGGCCUCGAACGACAAAGUCAAGAGGCCGAUCAGUGACAUGAUUGAUUAUGUUAAAGACGAGGGUGGUGAGUUGCUUACUAAGAUACGUAAGCUGAAUGAAACUGAUCCUUCAGACCCUGACGUUAAGGCAGCCGAGGAAUUGGCGAAGGAGUGCGUUGGAAAGGGCAAGGACUUCGGUAAAGCCUUCACUUUGAAAUCACAUCCGUAUUACAUGAAAGGUGAGUUUGAUGAUUUGAAUGCAUCCUUGCGUGACAAAAUUCAUAAUGCCCGUACCAACGUUGGCCGUGAGACUGCGAUACUGAAUAGGUGGUCCAGGAAGCAACUUGACAACUACAAUACUAUGGUUAAAUUGAUCAAACAGGCCUUCAGGAAGCUCAAAUAUAGUAUCAACUCACGGAUUCGGAAGGAAGUUACGGACCUAGUUGAUUCACUGAAGGGCUUGGUUAGGAAUAUUUUAGCUAAGCUUGAAAAUGUCAGUAAGACGCUCGCCAGCUAUGUGGUGAAAUUGGAAACGUGGAUGGAGGAGAGUCAGGAAUUCAUUGACAAAGUGCUGGUGAAAGCCGAUGAAAUACUGGCAGAAAUUAAUGAGGAUACAGAAAGCAAACUUCCAAACCAUAAGAAACAUCUUGACGAAUCGAUUAAAACAGUUGAGAGCAUGUUGGAAAAGCGUGUUGGGGAAUUGGAAAUAUGGAAGCUAGCGGCGGCGAAAGUGAUUCAAGUAACGAUUGCAAAUGCUAAAACAGUUCAUACGGCAUUGAACCAUGAAAAGCAAGGCGAACAUGACGGGACAGUGAUUGGUAAAGGAGUUAAGCAAGUUAAUGACGCUAAGGAUAGAGUUAGGGAAGUUGACGAGCUGUUGAAAACUGUUGGAAGCGAUUUGACUAAUUGGAAAUCUGCGGCACACAGUGUCCUUGGCACAGCGGUUAGCAGGGCCGGAGAGGUGCAUGGCAAGUUGGAUCCUAAGCAGACAGAUGAUCAGCAUAAAAUUGGUAAGAACAUUGAGAAUAUUAAGGCAUCUAACGAAGCGAUUAUUAAAGCAAAUUUACAACUUAAAAAACAAGUUGACACUCUGCAUUCUUGGAUUGACACCGCGGAGGGUAUCCGCCAAAAGGCUGAGAAAAAGGCCAAGGAGGCCUAUGAGAAGUUGGAAGUUAAUAAGACUCUGGAUCUGAAUGUUAAGAAAAUUAUCGAUGCUAAGAAAGAAAUUGAGAAGGUUCAUACUGAGCUAAAUGGUGUUCACAGCGAAUUAGGUAAGUGGAAUAAGGAGGCCAGGACAGUGCUUACCGGGGCGAUUGGGAAGGCGGAAGAGAUUUAUAACAAGUUGGAAGAAGGAAGUAAGGAAGUUGGUAUGAAACUUGUUGAAAUCACGCAAGCUAAUGGAGAAAUUGAGCGUGCAAAUACAGAUCUUCAAAACGAAGUUACGGCUUUAGAUAACUGGAAGUCUGCCGCCAAGGAAGUGAUUGGCAAGGCGGAUAAGAAGUGUGAUUUAAUAUUGAGGAAAGUUCAGAGUGACAACGUUGUUCAGCAUACGGUUAUUGGUGAGAAUGCCAACAACUUAAAAGAAAAGGCUGAGAACCUUUUGACCGCUUACAGCCAGGCGCAUCCCAAAGUUCAGCAAUUGCUUACUGAUCUUCCUAAAGCCAUUAUACAGUUGGAAGCUGGCAUGAAAGAGGAUUUGGUGAGUAUCAGGAAUAGUGUUGUGGGCAAUAUGAAGGCUCUUGUUGGUGGGAUGCUUAGUGAAAUUCAGACGCAUGUGAAGCAGAUUAAGGGGACGGCGGGGAAAGGUGACCAAAACACUGGUGGUAAAGGCCUUGAAGGGAUUGUCACCGGGUUAAUUAAUAGCUAUGCUAGUGGGUUUAGCGGGGAGUGGCCUUUUCAGAAAAUUGUAGAGGGCUGGUUGGAGGAUAUUUUGGGGAAGGAUAAGACCGGUAAGAGCCAGAAGGCUAGGAAAGUUGAGGCGUGGCUUAAUCAGUACGUUACGGAGAAGGCGAGGUUGUUUGGUUUUUCAAUUGUCUCAUUUCGUGAGAGAAUUGACGAACAGAUUAAGGCGACGCUUAGAGAAAAAGAAAUUAAGCCAGCUGGCGAAGCAGUCAAAACAGGUAUGGAAGAAGCCAACAGGCACCAAAAUGAAAAAAUCACGAAAACCAUUGAAGCCGUCAGGGAAGGCUGUGAGAAAUUUGUGAAGGGACUCGAUGAGAUAUAUGGGAGUCCAGGAAUUAAGGAGCUUGCGGAGCAGAUUUUGCAGGGGACAAUCUACGGUUCUACCACAAAGGAGAAUCUGAAGCUAAUCAUCGAGCCCACCCUCAUUGCGCUUCGCGCCACGGCGAAUCAGGUUGGGGAGGAGAUUAAGUCAAUCUUACUCGCCGACUACAGGAUGGGCGGUAAUUCAAGCAUCGCGAAGGAAUUGGAUAAAGCCGUUGAAGCAACCGGGAUGCUGCACACUAAGCUUGGAAAGGCGCAUGCCGCCACAAGUUCAGACGUCCCCAACGACAAGCAAAAUACUAUUUUGGAAAAUGUUAAAGGGAUUGAAAGACAAGUUAAGAAGGGAAUGAAGGCUGAGAAGGGAAUUGCCGAGGACUUUGAGAAGAUCAUGGAACAAUAUCAAGCAAAGAAAAAAGAGGAACCAGAUGGGGAAAAUGGUCUCUACAGAAAGCUGACUGACCAAGACAUCCCCCAGGCGAUGCAUCCUUUUCAGCAGCAUGCUGAACUCACCGGUGCUGACGUCUCCGGUAAAAAACAAGCAAUCAACUCCGCCUUCGAAAAAAUCACCCAAGAACUCCAAGAAAUCGCCAAGUGUGUUGAGAAUAAGUCGGCGAAAACCGGUAACUCAGAUGAAUAUGGCAUCAAGCAGCGCUUGAGUGAUUUGGAUACGAUGCUUGAGGAGGAAGAGAUUAAUCUUAAAGGCAAAGUAGAUGGAAUUACUAAAGAUACUGUCAACGGUCUCGACGCAAUCAAAACGGCGAUUGCAAAACUGCAAACAACGACGUUUAAUACUAAACCCGCUGCGAUUGGCCAAACCGUCCAGGAAAUUAGGAAGGAGCUUCAACAUCUUAGAGAGAAGUUGAUGAAAGAGAAAGGUAAAGAUGUUAUUAGGAGUUUGGAGGAUUUGAAAAGGAAUGGUCUUGGAGCUCAUUGGGCAUUCGACGAUGCAAGGUGGAAUGGAACCGAAAGUCUAACAGCAAUACAAAAUCGAAUCAAAUAUCAGAAUAAGGAAUUGGGAAAGCAACCUGCUAUAAUUGACGAUGCUAUCGAUGCAAUUAGAUGGGAACUUAGAAUUAUUGGAAUUAGGUUAAAUGACGAAUCGCACGAUGACAUCGUGGAUGAUUUAAAAAGGUUGGCAAGGAAGAUUGGCCAAAAUGCAGACAAGGAUUCUGUCAAUCUCUCGAAGAUUUGUGAGGAAAUUCAAAGACUGAAAGAAGAUAAAUUUACUUAUCAACCUUUAGAAAUCCGUGACGCCAACGAGGCCAUUAAAAGGGAACUUCAAAGGCUUCGAGAUGCGUUACAGGGUCAACCACACCAAAAGGAUGGCGUCAUAUAUGCUUUGAGAGAUUUAAUAACUGUCGGCCUAACUGAAAGUGACAAAUGGCAAAAUGGCAAAAAAGAUGCCAAGGGCUUUGACUUUAUUAAUAGUGAACUUAAACGUCAACAAGGCAUAUUGACCAAACAGCCCGGCGCAAUUGGCAAUGGCGCUCAAGGUAUUACCACGGAGCUUACAAGGCUUAGAAGCCAGUUAGUGGACCAUGUCACCGAUAAGUUGCAAAAGUUGAAAGAUCAUGGACUUUCUGAUGGUAAUGGAAAAUGGACAGCUGAAGAUAAAGAAUCCAAAGGCCUCCCUCAAAUCACGAAAGACAUAUACAGUAUAAAAACAGAGAAUGUUAGGGACGUCAAGGACUAUGUAAGGGAUUUGUGCGCAGCAAUAAGGCGAGACUGCAGGGAGCUCAAAGAGUUCCUAAAAUGGCUGAAAGAAACUCUCAUCGGCGAACAACUUAGGAAAAUAAAAGACCAAAUUGACAGGCUGAGAACUGAGCAGUUGGGAGCUGUCAUCAGGGAGUGCAAGGCCUUCAUCGAGAGGGACGCCGACGUGUUCAAGAAAAGAUGCAUUGAUGAGCUCACAAAGUACGUCGACCAGGAACUGGAUGCCGAGGAAAACAAACUACUCGCCGAGGCGCGCCUGCAGUACGUGUCCACCGUUAAGGAAAUGCUGAAGAGCUUCGCCGCCAAGGUGGAGACGGAGCUGGGGGAGUUACCCGGUGAGAUCGACGGAGACCUGCGAAUAGGAUUUAAAGGUUUGAUGAGUAGGCUGCAAGGAGAAUUUAAUGAAGCAGACAAAACUCUGGAUGACGUGAACAUCAAUUUGCUCAAGGAUCUCGCCGCCGCGCCAGCUGAGUCAGCCGAGGAGAAGAUAAUGCUUUUCCACAAACUGGCCACAGCCUUCAAAAAAUUCUGGUCGCCACUCGCGGCAUACAUCAACAGGGAGAUCGUUAGGGUGCACGAGGACAAUAAUGAGAAGAGAGAUCCGGUCGCGAAAAUUGUACAUGAUUAUUCUGCCAAACUCUUAAAAGUUUAUGACGCGUUCAACGAGUUGCUCCACCACCUUAAGGUAAAUAAUGCCUUCGACGAUCGCGUCCCGGGGAUGCUUGACAAACUUAAAGAAGCGUUCGCCGAACUGAGACCAGAAAACUUCCAGAAGCCGUCCACUCCAACAAUCGACACCAUUAGGGGAGGCCUGCAGGGCUUUGUCGCAGAGCUCGGCACAGCGUACGUCUCCGCAUACUCCGGCACCGCGCUCGACUGGCGGAACGCCCACAACCCCGACAUGCAGAGAUGCGCCAAGGUCUUUCUCUCCUGCCUGCCGAUUCUGAAGCGCGGCGUGGACGAACUCAACGACGGGCUGACAGGGAGGGAGCAAAAUUGGUGGGACCACAAAAUUCAUAUAGGCAAUAAACUCGGAGAUUUCUUUGCCAGCCGCGGAUUCAAAGUGUCUGCCGCCGCCGGAACACAGCCCGCGGAACUGCAGAACUCCGACGACAUGAAAGGCAAGAACGUCCAUGGAAUUCUCACUGAGAUGGUUCAGGACGCUGACGGCGAACACCUCAAAAAAUGCUCGGCAAUUAAACAAACUGACCAGAAUAAUUACAAUUUCCUCGACGUCCUUGAGUGCCUUUAUACUCACCUAUAUGAAUAUUAUGAGACGUGUCAUCUCAUAGUUCCACCGUCGCUUAGGACACCGUGCAAUGUCUACGAGAUGCUCUGUUGGCUGACAGGCCUCCCGCACAACUGUGUCUACGAUAAGUUGCGCAAAUGUAUUAAAUUGUGUUACGAUGAGCAGACGAAAAAUAGCCUAUAUCCCACCACCGUUGUUGCCGACGCUUUAGUGAACGCCGUUGACAGGCUCGCCGCAGACUCUCCCAGCGUCCUCACCAGGGUGCUCGGCUACGGCAACGCUAUGACUACGUACGCCUGUGACUUCUAUAGCAACUCAUUGAAAUUACAUUACCCGCAGGACGGUGAGCAUUGCCUGCACAGGCUGCUGCACUGCCUCCGAGCAUUAUUGCCAUUGCUCAGAUUUCUCUUCUCUCAGUGCUCACUGCCCCUUCACCACGGUGGCUGGGCGCAGUGUAGGUACGGCAAGGGUGUCACACCGUACACGUGGCAAUGCAAUUCUCCACUCAACAGUCUGCCUAGUCUUCACCCGGAGUGCUCCGAUAAAUCCCCAUUGCAGUCUUACCUAAAUGACUGCCUGCCCGGCCACCUUCCUCACCGGGUCGCCACAAUAGGCUGUGAGCCCGUAUGUAAAACGUGUCCCAGUGGACCAGAUGGCACGCCCUGUCUCACGCCCCUCGGCUUCCGGGGUUUCUCUGGCAGCACCAAUACGGGCGAACAGCUGUGCGAAGUGCUAACCAAAUUGUUCGCCAACGAGCAUCUCUCAUCGCUGCUCAGCCUGCAACCCAGACCGCCGGCCACCUUGGAUGAGCACUUUGCCUUCGCCUUGUCGCUCGUUGCUGACUGGCACGACGGCAAGAUUGUGCCCAAUAAAGGCCUCCAAAAGGCCCUCGAGGCAUCCGCCGCAGACUUGUCACUUCGCCUGUCACUCACCGCCGCCUACGGCUCGGACUCCGCAAAACACGGCGGAUGCAAGCACCCGCACCUCAUGCAUCUCGCAGCCUCCGACUUCUGCACAAGACACCAAGCUUCGCCCUUCCUCUCCACCCUCUGCCGUGGUAUGUACGACAGCCUCGCCCACCGACACUCCGAACUCUACCUCUCCUGGGCCAUCUACCUCCCGUGGAAACUAUGGGAUUAUCUCGAGACUCUACGCAACGCUUUCCAAGCAAUCUCCUGCCGCGUCUGGAGCUGCGAUGGGUGCCUUCAAGAAGGCCCCUGUGACCAGGGCAGCCACGGCGUCCUUAACCCCAAGGCGCCAGGAUCCGGAUGCCAAUGCCCCUCCAUCGUCCAGUGCAAGGGAGUCCUACCUACACUCUACCAAUACGGCUUCACUUUUGGAGAUGCAUCGGCUUUGAUAUCGCAAAACAAGAAUUGUUUCAGCCUCCGCACGCAGAUCUCUCAGCUCCUCCACUCCGAUCAUUUCAGAGAUCUCUUCGACAAGUGUGACGAGUUCCUGUGGAGGAUCCGGAUGCCGUUCUUCUACACCCUCGUCGCACUCUGGUUUGUCGCAUUCCUCCUCCUCGCCCACACGAUGUUGUAUCGCCUGGACGUUCUGCAUAUACGCUCUCAUUUAAUGCGCACCAAGGCAUCCCACCUCAUCGAUGCCAAGGCUCUACUCACUCACGGAAGGAAGAUGCUCUCACUAUAUAAUGGCGUCGACUACUUCGACGACGAACCCAUUAACUAA
Molecule: messenger RNA, 7407 nt
Organism: Babesia ovata
Lineage: Eukaryota; Apicomplexa; Aconoidasida; Piroplasmida; Babesiidae
Exons: 2
Coding region: 1-7407 (2468 amino acids)
Source: RefSeq, a predicted model, not a curated record